GUUCAUUGCACGCGGUCCUCCUUGGCAUCAGAAUUCGGAAAGCUUAACGACUGUGGCUCAUCACAGACACUGAAAUAGUUGAUAUGCUGUAAGAAGCCCUUCAAAUCUGUCUUGUGGCUGCCGAGCUUCUACACUCCAAUACGGUCGAACUGUUACCUUGCUGUUCUUGGUUUUUCGUCGUUUCUCUUGCACGCUAAACCUAUGGCAUCUGCUUCGAAUGGUCCUGCAUCUGAUAACACCCUCAAGUCUAUAUGCUACAAGCGUGGUUCGCUUCAGCUUCUUGAUCAGAGAAAGCUCCCUCUAGAAUCAAUUUACUUGGACAUCCAGAAUUCAACAGAUGGCUGGAAUGCCAUAAAGGAUAUGGUGGUCCGUGGAGCACCCGCUAUUGCUAUUGCAGCAGCACUUUCUUUGGCUGUUGAAGUUUUCAAUCUAGAGGCAUUUAAUGGGUCGCCUGGUGACGCGGCUUCCUUCCUUGGAGAGAAAUUAGAUUAUCUUGUCUCGAGUCGGCCAACUGCAGUGAACCUUUCAGAUGCUGUAACCAAACUCAAAGAAGUUAUAUCUAAGGCUGUUGCUUCUACUACGGAGGCCAAGAGUGUUUUUCAGGCAUAUAUAGAAGCUGCUGAGAUUAUGCUUGAGGAAGAUGUUGCCUCGAAUAGAGCAAUUGGUUCUUUUGGAGCUAGUAUUAUUCAGCAACAAAUGGGGAAAAGAAAGCUUUCUGUCUUGACCCAUUGCAACACUGGAAGUCUUGCCACUGCUGGAUAUGGUACUGCUCUGGGUGUAGUUCGUGCACUUCAUAGUGAAGGGGUCUUAGAAAGGGCCUAUUGCACAGAAACACGCCCUUUCAAUCAGGGUUCUAGGCUUACAGCCUAUGAGUUGGUGCAUGAACGCAUACCUGCCACUCUUAUAGCAGACUCUGCAGCAGCUGCACUGAUGAAAGCUGGACGAGUAGAUGCUGUUGUUGUUGGGGCAGACCGUGUUGCAUCAAAUGGUGACACAGCCAACAAAAUUGGAACCUAUAGUGUUGCCUUGUGUGCCAAGUUCCAUAAUGUACCCUUUUAUGUGGCUGCUCCUUUGACUUCCAUUGAUCUGUUACUUUCUUCUGGACAAGAAAUUGUCAUCGAGGAGAGAUCGCCCAAGGAACUGUUAAAUGCAUGUGGAGGGCUUGGAGAGGUAGUUGCUGCUCCAGGAAUUUCUGUGUGGAAUCCUGCUUUCGAUGUCACUCCAGCUAGUCUGAUUUCUGGUAUCAUCACAGAUAAGGGUGUUAUUACCAAGACAAGUGAUGAUACAUUUGACAUAAAAGCUUUCACACAGAAGACAGGUUAUGCCAACAGUUGAAGUAAUGCUUGUGGUGACGUAUGAGGAAUUAUGUUUAUGGAGACAUAUCUGACAUCUGGUACUAUGGAAUAAUUUAGAUUCAAGUAGCAUAGAAUAAGUUUGUUGGAUGAAUUUAUAAACGAUCCUACGAAACAGAUGGGGCUAGCAAAUAAAUGGGUAAAUUUAAUAAUAAUUAGAUUA
Molecule: messenger RNA, 1515 nt
Organism: Prosopis cineraria
Lineage: Eukaryota; Viridiplantae; Streptophyta; Magnoliopsida; Fabales; Fabaceae
Product: methylthioribose-1-phosphate isomerase
Exons: 9
Coding region: 202-1335 (377 amino acids)
Molecular function (GO): S-methyl-5-thioribose-1-phosphate isomerase activity
Source: RefSeq, a predicted model, not a curated record